UUCGAUUCCGAGAGAGAAAGAGAGAGGAGUAGAUCUUCGCUUCUCUCCGUCGUUCGUCGUCGUUUGGUAACCGCUCGCAUUUCUCUCAGGCAACUUUCUCUUCCUUCUUAAAAAUCCAAAGUGAAAAAUGGGGUUGUCUUUCUCAAAGCUAUUCAGCCGGCUUUUUGCCAAGAAGGAGAUGCGUAUUCUGAUGGUUGGUCUUGAUGCUGCUGUUAAAACCACCAUUCUUUACAAGCUUAAAUUGGGAGAGAUUGUCACUACCAUUCCUACCAUAGGAUUCAAUGUUGAGACCGUGGAAUACAAGAACAUCAGCUUCACUAUUUGGGAUGUUGGUGGCCAGGACAAGAUCCGACCAUUGUGGAGACAUUACUUCCAAAACACAGGACUUAUUUUUGUGGUUGAUAGCAAUGAUCGUGAUCGUGUGGUUGAAGCUAGAGAUGAGUUGCACAGGAUGUUGAAUGAGGAUGAGUUGAGGGAUGCUGUCCUGCUAGUAUUCGCAAACAAGCAAGAUCUUCCAAAUGCUAUGAAUGCUGCUGAGAUUACUGACAAGCUUGGGCUUCAAUCUCUCCACCAGCGCCACUGGUACAUCCAGAGCACAUGUGCCACUUCUGGUGAAGGAUUGUACGAGGGACUGGACUGGCUCUCAAACAACAUUGCAAACAAGGCAUAGAUGGCAUAAUUGAGUUGUCAGGCUCAUUGAUGAUGUCCCCUCUACAGUCCUGUAUGUUUUAUCCCGUUCAAGUGUUUUGCUUUUCCCAUGUUCUUUUGUUUCUUGCAAACGUUGCCAUUUAUUAUAUGUAGUUUAAGAAUAAUUGAUGAAUUCUGGGUUUUUCCUUGCUGGUAUUAUACCGAUAGCUGAAAAAAAUUCCCCAAGUUUG
Hibiscus syriacus is the source of this 878-nucleotide messenger RNA. Its product is annotated as ADP-ribosylation factor 2-B-like. Gene Ontology annotation, cellular component: cytoplasm. The record is from RefSeq and is a predicted model, not a curated record. Bases 128 to 670 code for a protein of 180 amino acids. Lineage: Eukaryota; Viridiplantae; Streptophyta; Magnoliopsida; Malvales; Malvaceae. Gene Ontology annotation, molecular function: GTPase activity; GTP binding. The transcript has 7 exons. Gene Ontology annotation, biological process: intracellular protein transport; vesicle-mediated transport.